Molecule: messenger RNA, 1345 nt
Organism: Rosa chinensis
Lineage: Eukaryota; Viridiplantae; Streptophyta; Magnoliopsida; Rosales; Rosaceae
Product: hypersensitive-induced response protein 1
Exons: 6
Coding region: 312-1166 (284 amino acids)
Source: RefSeq, a predicted model, not a curated record
ACACAUACAAUUGCCUUGGGUGAAUUUAACUUUGGGGUUGGUGGGUUCUUGGAAUGGAGUAUGGGUGUUGAACUCGUGAUUUAGCUGUUUUGUUUUUAGCUCUUUCAAACAUGUCCUUGAGGUUCAUAAUAUGGAAUUAUGGACUAUUUUGGCGUUGGACUUGUUUAUUUUCUGCCUAUUUUUUCUGAGAAUAAUUUGUUAAGAUAAUUUACAUAUGUACAUCUGAUCUCUGAUUAACUAUUGAAUUUGGAUGAAGUUUAGUUUUAUUUCCUGUCCACUAAGUUUUGGCUUUAACAGAUAGUUAAGAGAACAUGGGUAAUCUAUUCUGUUUAGUACAAGUUGAUCAAUCCACAGUAGCUAUGAGGGAACAAUUUGGCAAGUUUGUGGAAGUUAUGGAGCCAGGAUGCCAUUGCAUGCCUUGGUUUCUUGGGCAUCAGGUUGCUGGUCAUCUUUCUCUGCGUUUGCAGCAAUUGGAUGUGCGGUGUGAGACCAAGACAAAGGACAAUGUCUUUGUCAAUGUCGUUGCAUCUAUUCAAUAUCGUGCUCUGGCAGACAAAGCAAAUGAUGCUUUCUACAAACUCAGCAACACUAGGUCUCAAAUCCAGGCCUAUGUUUUUGAUGUGAUUAGAGCCAGUGUUCCAAAGCUCCUCCUGGAUGAUGCUUUUGAGCAAAAGAAUGAAAUUGCAAAAGCUGUAGAAGAUGAGCUUGAGAAGGCCAUGUCUGCUUAUGGUUAUGAGAUUGUACAAACUCUCAUUGUUGACAUAGAACCAGAUGAGCAUGUGAAACGUGCAAUGAAUGAAAUCAAUGCUGCUGCAAGAAUGAGGGUGGCAGCUAAUGAAAAGGCAGAGGCAGAGAAGAUUUUGCAAAUCAAACGGGCUGAGGGUGAGGCUGAGUCCAAGUAUCUGUCUGGGCUGGGUAUAGCUCGUCAACGUCAAGCAAUUGUAGAUGGUUUGAGAGACAGUGUGCUGGGCUUUGCUGUUAAUGUUCCAGGGACCACCGCAAAGGAUGUCAUGGACAUGGUCCUUGUCACUCAGUAUUUUGACACAAUGAAGGAAAUUGGUGCCAGCUCUAAAUCCUCUGCUGUUUUUAUUCCCCAUGGACCUGGUGCCGUCCGCGAUGUAGCCUCUCAGAUCCGUGAUGGACUUCUUCAGGGUUCUCACCAGUAGUUGGGCACUUCUACAAGCUUCUUGUUAUAUUGGUCUUUGGGAUCAUUGCGAUGUUCAGUGUGUUAAAGUUUUUGUUUCUUGGUGACCUUAAUUCUCCAUUGCUGUAAAUGCGAGUUUUUAAGAUUUUGUGGUUAGUCGUAUAUCAAUCUUAUACAGUGACUUGGUUCUUCGUGUUCAAA